CACUUCCAUGUUGACAGCCGAGCCAGUCUCGGUAGAGAUUUUAUUGAAAUGGAAAGUUAAUAAAUGUUCCUCUGAUAUACAAUAGACUAAACUAUUUGGCAAUGCCGUUUAGUAACAGCCUAAAUUGCCGUAGGACUAGUCUAUCAUGGCGGCACUAGGAGCGGAACGUGGCGAGGCGUCUAAAGUCGAAGAAAAGAUAAACACCCAGAAGACGGACGACUCAUGGAAACGUCAUAUCAUCCGCCAACUCAAACAUCGGGAUAAGUAUCAGAAGGCGAUGUUUCAAGAUGUCAUACUGGCAUAUAUUAAUCUGCUGGAGAGGUCCAAUCAGAGAGCCCUCAUCACGAAAGGCAUCCUGGGAUCUGGUUCAAGGUACCCUGCCUCCUCCAAAGACUCCUUGCCGUCUCUGAUUUCCAAGAAUGACGAUCUGAAGAAAACAACUGGGGAGCUGGCCUACCAGGUAUUGGAGCUCCAGCAGGAGAUUAAGAUCAAAGACUCCGUACUGGAAGAGCAACAUGCCAGGAUGUGUGAGGUGCGGAGGGAUCUGCUGGGGGUGCAGGCUGAGGAUGGAAGUCUGGCGGUGCGUGUUGCCGAGGUGACGGAGGGGAACCGGCUGUUGAAACGGGAGUACGACUCCCUGCUGGAGCAGCACCAUGAUCUGGACCAGACCUUCAGAGAGGAGAAGCUCAGAGGUCAGGAAAUGCUGGAGGAACUGGUCCGGAGGAAGCAGCACGCAGCCAUCAGGAUGAACAGCCGCAACGAGAGACGGGUCAGAGCCAGAGAGGCAAGUCUUCAGAAGGAACUGGAGACCGCCGGGAAGGUGAAGGUGACCAUUGACGUCGGGUCGGUCAGUGCCCCGGCCUCCAGAGAAGCCUCCCCUAAGAGUGAUCUGGCUGAGAGACGGACCACUAGACUGUUCAGGUCAGCCUCAGUAACAUCCCCUCCCAGGAUUCUAGAUUCCAUCAAAGAGCUUUUUGAUAGAAAGAAGCGUCGGGGAACUCGCUGUGUCUGA
Molecule: messenger RNA, 1012 nt
Organism: Oncorhynchus gorbuscha (pink salmon)
Lineage: Eukaryota; Metazoa; Chordata; Actinopteri; Salmoniformes; Salmonidae
Gene: atg16l2
Product: ATG16 autophagy related 16-like 2 (S. cerevisiae)
Exons: 9
Coding region: 146-1012 (288 amino acids)
Biological process (GO): negative stranded viral RNA replication; autophagosome assembly
Cellular component (GO): autophagosome membrane
Source: RefSeq, a predicted model, not a curated record